This is a messenger RNA of Leucoraja erinaceus (little skate), 2930 nucleotides long. RefSeq names its product sialic acid-binding Ig-like lectin 13. The transcript is spliced from 5 exons. The coding region runs from base 35 to 1432 and encodes 465 amino acids. Lineage: Eukaryota; Metazoa; Chordata; Chondrichthyes; Rajiformes; Rajidae. The record is from RefSeq and is a predicted model, not a curated record.
AGCUGGAAACUGACGGGAUAUCUAGGAUCGUACAAUGGUUGGGAGAUUGUUCCUCAUCCACAGACCACAGUCUGUCUGCUUCUUCCUGUCACUUCUCCAAGCCGUGGUGUCGGGAGAGUGGAGUGCGGACACACCCGGCAUUGUGACAGCGCAGAAUGGUUUGUGUGCACGGAUUCCAUGUCACUACAGGUACCCGUCGGCUCUGAACAAUCAACCACGGACUGGAAUCUGGUUUAACAGUGAGGGCAAUGAGCCUCGGUCUGUAGCCUUCCACUCCGAUAAUCCCAGUCUAGAAUCAACAAAGUUUCGCAAUCGGACCUGGCUGUCUGGAAAUCUGAGAGACAACGACUGUUCCCUGGUUAUAGGCGACGUCAUGCAGAGAGAUGCAGGUCCGUACUUUUUCAGAGUUGAAUUCGCUGGGAGUGAUCGUUACAACUACCACCCUGUAACACAGCUCCAUGUUAAAGAUUUCACAGAUAAACCCACGAUAUUCCCUGCUGAAAUGGUGGAAGGAAAGCCUGUGAACGUGACCUGCUCCUUCAACACCACGUGCUAUAGAACGGCACCCACCUUAACCUGGGACACCCCGGCUGAUGAACCACCGAAAGCCUCACACAGCGUAACACAGCGGGGUGACACUUUGACACAUACUUCUGUUCUGUCCCUGACCCCAGCGCUCACACACCACGGGAAAAACCUUACCUGCAGAGUCACAUACCCAACGGUCUCAUCGGAGCAGAUCCUCACACUGACAGUGCAAUAUGCGCCGCGGAAUCUCUCAAUCACUUCCCCCAACAACGUGAACAAUUCCGUGGUAAAGGAAGGAAAUUCUGCAGCGUUCCUCUGCUCCAUCCGCAGUAUCCCAGCGUCUAACCUGACGUGGAGACAUCUCAAUGAGACGCUGAACACGACACGUUCCAGCAACGAGCUGUGGAUGAAAAUCCUUGGGGUGACUCGGAAGGACGCAGGGGACUAUCAGUGUGUGGCGAAGAAUGAACACGGGACAGGGGAGGAGUCCGUGACCCUCAUCGUAGAAUAUCCGCCAGAGAUUUCUCGGGAUUCAGGAUGCUCUCGGACACCUGAGAGUGUCACCUGUGUUUGUGCCGCCAGGUGGAACCCAUCCGGAGAGCUCACCUGGCACCUCCCCCUCGCCAACCUCAGCGGGAACCAAACCCACGGCCGUUUCCACACCUGGCAGGUGGAAAGCGGGCAUCUGGUGACUGGCUUCCUGUCCCUGACAGGGGGUGAGGGAGGGGAGAACAUGACGGCCUUGUGUUCAGUCCGAAACCGCCACGGGGAAGCCAUGCUCAUGGUGUAUCUGUCGAAUGGAGGUGAGGAAACCUUCGGGGAACACUGCCCGUUGAUGUGCAGCCCCUUAUUCAUAAGAUCACAACUGAUAGGAGGAGCAUUUAGCCUCAUCAACUCCACAUAAAUUAUUGCUGAUCUAUCUCUCCCUCAUAACCCAAUUCUCCUGCCUUCUCCCCAUAACCUCUGAUACCAGUACUGCAUGCGUGUGUGAGUGAAUGUGUGUGUGUGGGUAUGAGUGUGUGUGAGUGUGCGUGUGUGAGUGUGCGUGUGUGAGUGUGUGGAGGUGUGAUUAUUUGUGUGGGCGUGAGUAUGUUGGAGUGUGGGGAUUUGUGUUAGUGUGUCUGAGUAUGUGUGUAUGUGUGAAUGUGUGCGAGUGAGUGUGUGUGUGAGUGGGUGUAUGAGUGUAUGUGAGUAUGUGUCUGUGAGUGCGUGUGAGUGUGUGCGAGUGAGUGUGUGUGCGAGUGAGUGUGAGUGAGUGUGAGGGUGUGUGAGUGUGCAAUUGCGUGUGGGUGAGUGUGAGUGUGCGUGAGUGUUUUUGUGUGUGUGUGUGUGUGUGUGUGUGUGUGUGUGUGUGUGUGUGUUUGUGCAAUUGCGUGUGUGUGAGUGUGUGAGUGUGUGUGAGUGUGUGAAGGUCCAGAGCUGCGGGAGAGUCGGGGGGAAUUGAUGCCGGACCGGUACCUCUGUAAAAAUACAUGAUUGCCGUAUUUUCUUUACUGUCUUGAUAAUUAUAUUUCAUGAUAAUUAGUGAGUGUAACCAUGCAAUAUUUUGUCAUUAUUAAAAUAGGUAUUUUUUGUUUUAUUGUACUUGUUAUACACUGAUAUGCAGUGAUAGGAUGUACUCGUGUUUGACCCUCUUGGGAAACUAUCUUGCCCCCCCCCCAAGCACAACUUGAAAUGACGUACCGGUUUGACAUCUCCGGCACCUAAAAGAGUAGCACUGCAACACUGGUCUCAACGCGAAAUGUCACUCAUUCCUUCUCUUCAGUUGCUGACUGUCCCGCCGAUUCACUCCAGCAUUUUGUGUUAAUCUUUGCUUUAUAUGGUACAUCUGCAGAUGAUGGUAAACACCAUUGGAGAAAUGGCAAAUUUCCAGUCACUGUCCAGACUCCCAAACCCAGGAAAUCCCUCCCUCGACCUCACCAGAUCCAUCUGAGAAUGGUCCACCUCCCCUCUCCAUUGCAGUGUCCUGGGGACAAUGCUUAUCCCUCAUCUAAUGUGCCUUCAACAGACGAUCUGGGUCAUUGCUGUUUGUGGGACUUGUUGCGCUCUGACUGACCACCACGUGUCCCACAUUACAAUCGGGAACAGUCUACAAAUGGACAACAUUGGUUGGGCAGAACAUUGUGAGAGUGAAAGGGGUUGAUUAGAUGGGAGUCUCUCCACGUGAAUGCAGCCCCCCCCCAAGGAUAGGGCAAUCGCGAAACAGAACGCAGAGGGAAAUGAUUUAAUAGGAACCUGAGGGGCAACAUUUUCACAGAAUGUGUGGUUGGUAUCUGGGAACGAACUGCCGGAGGAUGUAGUUGAAGUUGGUACAAUAACAACAUUUGUAGAGAGAUAUACGGAUAUAACCAUUUAACCAUAUAACAAUUACAGCACGGAAACAGGCCAUCUCGACCCUUUCC